Molecule: messenger RNA, 3151 nt
Organism: Archocentrus centrarchus (flier cichlid)
Lineage: Eukaryota; Metazoa; Chordata; Actinopteri; Cichliformes; Cichlidae
Product: WW domain-containing adapter protein with coiled-coil-like
Exons: 13
Coding region: 285-1847 (520 amino acids)
Biological process (GO): regulation of autophagy; positive regulation of TORC1 signaling
Cellular component (GO): nucleus
Molecular function (GO): chromatin binding; RNA polymerase II complex binding
Source: RefSeq, a predicted model, not a curated record
UUCCGCUGAGCUUUAUCGGCCGAGUUGAGCGUAACUACAUACCAGAUGAUGCACUGAGGGCGUUUUUUUUCUUUCUUUCUUUCUUUGGUUUUUUUUUUUUUUUUUAGAAAUAAAGACCAGCCGCUAUGCAGUGCUGGUACUCAGUGCGUGACUUAUAGUUCUCUGCUCAGCAGCACUGACUUGAGUUCGGACAUCAGGAAGCUGAAGAGAAAAGAGCCGUGAGAGCAGACGGGCAGGAGGCCACGGUUCCCCCUCUCACACAUACACACAUCACCACGGUCUUGAUGGUGAUGUAUGCAAGGAAACCAGCAAGAGUCAGCGAUGGGUGCAACGACAGAAGGGAUUCACAAUCCUAUCAGACCCACAAAUCUCAGCCAAAGAGCCAGGCCAGCAGCCUUCACCGCUAUGACAAGGUGCGCGAUGGCCCCUCAGAUCCCGUGCCCCCUUACAAGAUACAGCGGCGCUCAGAUGAAAGUCCUGUCAGCAGACACGGGGAUGGCAAGGCAAAAACCUCUCACACUGUUAGAGGAAAAAAUGGGACCAGUGGUUCUCCUGAGGAGAACUCUCUCAACAACAGCUCCCACCAUGGCACCGACUUGCACGCGGCUCAGAGCAAGCCUGCAGACAGGGACCCAGCAGAUGACUGGACAGAACACAUUAGCUCGUCUGGGAAGAAGUACUACUACAACUGUAGAACUGAGGUCUCCCAGUGGGAAAAGCCCAAGGACCUGUUGGAGAGGGAGCAACGACAGAAAGACCCAGUCAAGUUGGCAGCAAACAGUUUUCCCAGGGACAUGGACUACAGACAAGAGGCCUUGCAGGACAAAGCCACAAAAACCACAUCGGUGGAUCAAUCCACAGCAUCCAACUGCGGCCAUUCCUCCUCUUCCUCUUCUCAGAGCCUGACAUCUGCUGCUGCCGCUGCUAUAGGCUCUGCCCCUUCCAGCAUGUCAUCGUCCUCUUCCUCCUCUAGUGGUCAGGUGUCCUCAUCUGCCCAGUUGCCAUCGCCAACACUGCUCCAGGACCCAGCCCUUCUGCAUCAGCUGCUGCCAGCGCUGCAAGCGACUUUGCAGAUGAACAAUGGCAGUAUGGACAUGGCUAAGCUCAAUGAGGUACUGGCAGCUGCUGUCACCCAAGCUUCCUUGCAGUCUGUGCUUCAUAAGCUCCUCACUGCUGGACCUGCUUUCAACAUCACUGCUCUGCUCUCAGCUGCUCAGCACUCCAACCAAGCCCAGCACUCAAGUCAGUCCCCAGUCUCCCUGACGUCCGAUACAUCAUCGCCGCGGCCAUACGUCUCACCACGGAACGGCACACCACAGAGCAACCAGAAAUCUCAUUUGGCCGUGCAUCCUGGCAGCAUCACGUCCUCGCAAACCAGGGGCAGCAUGUCUUCAGGGAAGCCAGGUUCAGCCUCCUUGUCUCAGACAACAGAAAAGCGUCCAGAAGACCCGAGAACUCUGCAGCAGAGAAGCAGCCAGGACAUGUGCACUGGAUCAAACAUCUCUGGUGCCUCAUUGCCCCACGGCCCUUCCAGCAGCACGAGUCAGUUGGACACCCCCGGCUCCUUCACUCCGAGCCUGGCAGCUCAUUUUGAUGAAAACCUCAUCAGACAUAUCCAAGGGUGGCCUUCAGAGAACACAGAGAAACAGGCGGCUCGGUUGCGUGAAGACAUCCACAACAUGGGCAGCUUGUACAUGUCUGAAAUCUGCACAGAGAUGAAAAAUCUUCGCUCUCUGGUCAGAGUGUGUGAAAUCCAGGCUACACUGCGGGAGCAGAGAAUCUUGUUUCUGAGGCAGCAGAGCAAAGAGCUGGACAAGCUGAAGAACCAGAACUCCUACAUGGUGUGAGGACACGACGGAGAGGAAAAGAUUUGGAUGGUCCGAUUGAGACAAUUAGAGAGCGAGAGAGGAAUAGACAUGGACCGCGAGCCGCUGCAGCCUGUUUAUUCUUCCUGCAAGCGCAACUGUUAGAAGUCAGUAACUGACAAAGUGAAACUCCAUCAUCCUGAACGUCUUCUUUUCUUUUUAAUAAAUAUUUUUUUCCAUUGUCCACCACAUGAAUUGCUCAGACCGACAGUUUGCGAGUCGGACAGCUAAAAAGUGGACAAACAGGACCUUUUUCAGACAGCACCUUUUGGACCACGAACUUUGGAUUGUGUGUGUUGUAUUGGGUUAACUUGUUUUCUGGUGUGUUUUGCUGUGUAGUGGUCAGGAAGAGAUUAAAAAUGAACUAAGAUGAACCAUCUUGUGAUCGGUGUGACCCUUGUGUGGGGGUGGUGAGAACAGUGUUUUUUCCCAAACUUCUGAAAUGAACUUCGUCAUGCUUUGCAAUGUAUGGCUUCAGUGGCAGUGAUGUUACUGUUAUUUGUUUUGUUUUGUUUUUUAAUUCGCCAAUCAGUGGCCAUCCCAUUUUUGUCUUAAAGCUGGUUUAUUUUACAUGUCAUGAGAUUAGCAAAGACCUUUGGCCACAUCCAUAUGGCAGAUUUUUUAUUUUUUUGUCCAAAAUUAUUUGAUUGUUCCACGGAUACAAAGUCACAUGACUAGUUAUGUCAAAAGCACUUUCAAAACCAUUUUCACAAAGCUUACAUUAUUGGACCUAGGUUGGCCACAAGUACAUCUCAGAUCUUUGUCAUUGGUGACCGUGCUAGCAAUUUUAUUUUUUUUUUCUUUUUUAAUUGUAAAAUUGUCAAUAUUUUGUUUCUAUUCCAAGUAAAUUUGGGGAAACAUUCAUUCCUUACAUGAAGCUUAGCAGGAGAGUGCAUAAACGAAUAGAAGUGACUGAAUUUACAGUCCCUUAAAGCUAAAUUAUUGUUGCGCUGGAGUCAUUAUAUCCUUGUAGUCGUAACGUAAAAGCUCAGCGGGAAGAGAAUUUUUUUUUUUCUUUUCUACAAGGAAACUCGUGUUUUUUGUUCAGCUGUUGUUGGUGCAGCCCUUAUCAACUGACUCUGGCCAGGUUUGGCUACUUUUUUUUUUUUUAAAGGGUUCAUUCACGAUAAGAGGGAGCACUUUUUAUAUGGUGAUCGCAUUAAAAACUGCAGUCGUACACUCCAACAGUUAAAAAGCAAGUUCCUUCGUAUCUUGGUUGCUCUUUUCCUUGGAAUAGUUCCCACCAGAUAAGAUGUACACAAAUUUUGGGGGGUUGUGAAUGGAUA